This is a messenger RNA of Temnothorax curvispinosus, 4777 nucleotides long. RefSeq lists its product as uncharacterized. Bases 370 to 4689 code for a protein of 1439 amino acids. NCBI's taxonomy places the organism in Eukaryota, Metazoa, Arthropoda, Insecta, Hymenoptera, Formicidae. Gene Ontology annotation, cellular component: transcription factor TFIIIC complex. Gene Ontology annotation, molecular function: protein binding; DNA binding. The transcript has 22 exons. The record is from RefSeq and is a predicted model, not a curated record. Gene Ontology annotation, biological process: transcription by RNA polymerase III.
AUAUGCGCGCAUUUUCUAUAGUAAUUAUAACUUAUAACACACAGACGACACGUAUAACCUAUCCGCGCUGUCCGCUUACGUUGCAAAAAUGACGAGGAAUCGCGAAAUCGCUUCGUUAUAACGACAGAACUGCAGGAAUUGUGAACACUCCGCUCGGAGUAUCGGCGAACGAACAGGGUAACGUGUUCGUCUUCUAACACACGGAAGGCGCGAGUUCGCUUUUAGAGCAGUAAACAAGAGGUGAAAUUAAACUCUCCGUUCCGAUGUCCCUGGGUUGAAGCAUAGAGAUUCAAUUUUUCCAGUUUGUAUCCUCUUUGUAUCCUGCGAACAAGAGAGACAGAGACGGCGAAAAGGGACAGCUCGUCUGACAUGUCAUUUAGAAGAAGUAAAUGCCCGGAUAGACCUAGAACAACAUCCAAAGUUGACACGAUGUUACCUCCUCCCGACUUUGAGCAGCUACAGGAUUGUAUUAAUGACACAGCUCGCGCGUCUACUUCAAACGAAGGUAUCCUGUUAUCAGAAAUGGAUAGGAGGCAAGACGAGGCGACGGACAUUCAUCGGUAUCCCAAUGUUAAAAAUAAUAAAUGUGGAAGCAAUGAUCGAAGAUCGGGCUGUACAGGCCGACAGAUAAAUAUAGGGAGAGAAAAUUUAGAUAGCAGAAACGAUGUACCUGAAUCUGGUAAUUCAAUUGCCUUGCGCAGUGUAGCAAGCAGUGAAACCAAUUUAAUAUCUGAUUGUCUUAAUGAAAUGAGAAAGACAUUUCUAGAGUGUACCCCAAAGACAUUUUCUGGAAGGAAACUGUUGUCCUCCGUUAAAUGUAAUAAACCGGGAACGUCGUCUGUGGAAGUGAGAGACACAGACGUCUCGGCAAUAUCCAGAGACAGUGGUACAAGCAUUGUACAUAAUAAUUUAUAUGGAAAGGACAAUGUUCAUUUAGUUAAUAACAAGAAUGUACCUGAUAAAAAUGAAAGGAAUUUCCAGGAGGGCAAAAUUAAUGAUCGCAUAUCGAGUAAUUCUUUCCCAUUAACUCACGAUGUUAAUUUGAAAGAAAAGGGAGAAACUGAGGAAGUCGGGAAUCGGAUAACUGCACUACCAGCUAAACCAACAAGAUCACUGCCUUCGGAUUUGAGAGCUUCUGUCGAAGAUAAUGACGAGAAAAAGUCGAUAUUAGUUAAAAAUAAGAACAAAUUGCCAAGUUCGACGCAAUCAUUCACGGAAAGUAUGCAAUUGACGAUUGCAGAUAACGGUCCAAAAUCGAUGGGAAAAUGUAUAGGACUUGUAAUUGAGCAACAAGUCGCACCUGACGAGGACACAAGUAUGCGGAAGACGGUAUCUGAAGUAAUAAAUGAAAAUAAUGAGAAUGAAGCGAUACAUCAAGAUGUGACAAGUGAGAUAAAUGUGGAGAAUGACGAACAAAACCCGUUACCUGUAAUGCCAAAUGUCAAGAGGAAAAGGGGUAGACCUAGGAAAGUAAUAAAUGAAAAUAAUGAGAAUGAAGCGACACAUCAAGAUGUGAUGCCAAAUGUCAAGAAGAAAAGGGGUAGACCUAGGAAAGUAAUAAAUGAUUCCACGGAUCCGAGCACGCUGAACAAAUCGAGAGACUGCGAUACGUCGCAAGAAAUUCCCGAUAUAAGCGUUGCCGAAUCUGUGACACGCAACAAAAGACGGGCUAGUAAAAUUAAGAUUACCGGGAAAAGCGACUUAAGCGACUUAAGCGACUUAAGCGAUGAAAGUGAUAUCGCAGAAGAUACAACUUUCGUCAGGAAACGAGGUCGACGACCUGGUUCUGGAGGCCGCGGUCGGGGUCGCGGUCGAGGACGCGGCAGAGGAACAUCGCGAAAUUCCUUAGAUACCAAUUACAUUCCUAGAUCAACACCGAAAGAGCCUGAAUCAACGAAAGAGAGUAACAAGAUAGAUGACACAGACGCAGCUACGGAUUCGAACAUUGAAAACAUUGAAAAAGCUGAACCAUUGGUGACUUGUGCCAAGUGCAAUAAGGAAAUGCCGAAGAAACAAUGGUCUUGGCAUAGUUUACAUCAACAUAAUAACAUGACUUGGCGAACGGAUGAGGAGCCAUUGGAUUUUGAAAAUGACGAAAAAUUACUAAAGAGAGUAUUGACUUCUACUCUAAAGCAAAAAAAGAGCAAAUUUCUGGCUUGUGAACGAUGUAACGCUACGAAACGGAGUGUCAACGGUUUUAUAUCACAUCUGCAAUUUUGCGGUAAAUCCGAAAAAGAAAGGGAAGCGUUAAUGGUGACAUGUCCCAUCUGUGAAGCAAUUAUGAUGCCUUCCUCCGUGGAAGUACAUGAACGUUUCCACAGGCAACAAGAACAUAGUAAAAUUAAAGAAGCAAAUUUACUAAUGGAAAAAACUAAACGGAAAGCGGCAGAAAAAGCGGUACCAAAGAUAUUGGAACUCACCGAAUCCUUGAAAGAGAAAAAUCUGAGCAUGGACGAUGUAAUAAUACAAACGUCCGAAAAGAAAAAAAUACCAAGCACUUGGAAAGUUAUGUGGGGAAAGGAAUUAGAUUCAAACGGUAUCGCGUCUUGUAAACAAAUAAGAUGCACUUUCACGUGCUCCUCUUACGAAACUAUCUGCGAACAUUACAGUCAAUGUGAUUUUGCACCACAAGAGAAUUUCAUGUGCAGUAUUUGCAAAUUUGCCGCGGAUUCUAGAGAUGAGAUUGUAAAUCAUAUAGAAGAGGCUCAUUCUAGCUACAAGGACGUAGAUGAAUGUUCCGAUUACGAGACGGAGGAAAGUGAGGACUCAUAUGAGAGUCUGUCCGAUUCGUCCGAAUAUAGUGUAAAACUAAAGUUACGUCGUUCAAAAAUAAACUCCGAUAGUACAAAGACCUGCAGUAAAAGCAAAAGCACGGCUAUCUUAGUCCCGCAACCAACUUAUAAACAAGCUUUAUGUUGGACUCUGGAUUUCGAGCUGAACAAUUAUGAACUGGCAUUGUUCGAAGAUGAUGCGCCGAAUUGUUUCACGUUAUUGGGAGAUAGCGAUUCCGCAACGUAUUUGCCAGAGCAAACGGCUUCGAUGGCUUUCAAACGUGUAAGCGUCAAUUCAUCGGGAAAUACAGAGAGUUCUGAUGACAAUUGGAAACGCAUAAAUAGGUUCGAGGGUGAUACUUGUAAAGAUGUGUCAACAUUUUUCGUCGGCGGUCCUGUAUGGGCGUUAGCAUGGCUGCCCAUUCCAUCACCGAUGUAUUCCAAGAACCCGACGCAAUACAUCGCAAUUAGCACGCAUCCCACGAUGGAAAGCCAAUAUACCGUGGGAAAGAAAUAUUCGGGACCAAACGUCAUACAGAUAUGGGAUGUUGGACCUCUAAAUCACGAAGUCAACAGCGAAAAAAGAUCACCUGUCUUAGCCUAUGCGAUUGCGCAUAACAAUGGUACAGUUUGGUGCUUAGAGUGGUGCCCAUCAGGAUGUUAUCAGGAUGUCGAUCUUGAAAAUUGUAAAAUGGAUGAAAAUAAGCUCAGACGAAUGGGAUUACUCGCGGCUGCAUGCUCCGACGGAUGUAUAAAUAUUUAUUCGCUACCGUUUCCGGACGAACUUAAAUUCGAGAAAUCGGAAUAUAAUUCGUGGCCGAUUUACAAGACCGAUCCGGUAAUAACGCUGGUUGUAAAUAUUCUUACGUAUGACGCUGGCAAACAAGACUGGCAGUGCACCAAGCUGUCGUGGACGAAGGGGCACGGACACGACAUCAUCGCGGCGGGUUUCACGAACGGUUACAUCGGAUUGUGGCACCUCACGACUACCUCUCCUUUCUUGCUCACCGAACGAAAGAAUACAAAAUUCAUAGACGCAUUCAAACAUUUCUUUGCUCAUCAUAACGCAAUUACCAUGGUGGCACUAGUUCCACACGACAAAAACCGAUUCCUUGCUUCCGCCAGUGUAGACAAAUCGUAUAAAUUUUGGGAUCUGGAAGAGACAGGCACGCCACAAAGUUGUGUAAAGAGGGGCAUAGUAGUGAACGGCGUGUGGAUGACCAACUGGCCCUGUGCAGUUCUUAGCUUCGACGAUGCGAUUGGGUACCAUUAUAUGCAUACCUUGGUGGUGCCAGUGAGAGAAUUCGGACACAAGUAUUGUCCAAUUUUAGCGACCAACUCGCCAACUUAUGGCCUCGCUGUUUCUGAUCAUGCUAAUGCUAUUGCACACGGCACUUUAGCUGGAGAAGUAAUGACUGUCUUUCUUCAUCAAUUGUUGAGUGCAAAUGGAGACAAAUUGUUACCUAAGAAAAGACAGUUGAACUCUUUCAUCCAGACGGUGGAUCUCUUAGAGGAGCAACAACAUAGCGAUGAAAGUAAUGAUGAAAAAAGUUCCAAGGAAUAUUACUACAUGCCAGAAACCUAUGACAAAUGCAAAGAUCGUUUUGGUGUUAUUUUCCACGAUAAUUUAACGAAUUUGAGAAAGAAUGUCGCCCGAGGUAAGCUGAAGAAUAGUCUGAACAACGACAAGCUGAGGUCUCUCCCUAUCGAGCAAUUUCCAUUUACUUCUGUAAACCGGAUGACUUGGAAUCCAAAUGCAUGGAGUUAUCUGUGGCUCGCGACGGGCUACCAAAGCGGUUUGGUGCGACUGUUGAACAUCAGUUCCAUGAAUUCCAGUUCCAUUACAACCCACGAACUCAAUACUCGGCUACCGGAGCACGUGAAAUCCAUGCUCUCUAAAGGAGAACAACUCGAUUAAACGCCAGAAUCGGGAAUCACCCUUUUGUGUAUAUAAAAAAAAAGAUGUAUGUGCAAGAUGAAUGUCGAAUAAAUUUUUCAUCACGUAA